Molecule: messenger RNA, 2499 nt
Organism: Dendronephthya gigantea
Lineage: Eukaryota; Metazoa; Cnidaria; Anthozoa; Malacalcyonacea; Nephtheidae
Exons: 3
Coding region: 1-2499 (832 amino acids)
Biological process (GO): DNA integration
Molecular function (GO): nucleic acid binding
Source: RefSeq, a predicted model, not a curated record
AUGAGACGGGCCAAUGAGGCUAUCCAGAGGGAGAGACACCCAAUACCAACGAUAGAUGAAGUACUUUUGAACAUGAAUCAGAGUACCGUGUUUUCCAAGUUAGAUUUAAAAUGGGGGUUCCAUCAAAUUGAAUUGGCUGAAGAAUCUAGAGGGAUUACGACCUUCACGACUCAUUGUGGUUUAUACCGUUAUAAGCGCCUUAUGUUUGGGAUAACAUCCGCCCCGGAGGUUUAUCAACAUAUUAUUCAGCAGAUCCUACAGGGAUGCGAGGGAGUUCAAAAUAUCGCGGACAAUAUUAUUGUUCAUGGUCCUACUGUUGAAGUGCAUGAUCGUAGAUUGAUUAAAGUCUUGGAGGUAUUACAGAAGAGGGGUCUCACCCUUAAUCCAGAAAAGUGCGAAUUCCGAAUACCCAAAAUAACAUUUAUGGGACAUUUUGUAUCUGAGAAAGGGAUUGGGCCCACUGAGGAGAAAGUCAGGGCUGUGGUGAAUGCUAGGGAGCCGAAAACAGCCUCUGAAGUUCGGAGUUUUCUUGGUCUGGUAAAUUUCUGUAGUCGGCUCAUUCCAGAUUUAGCUACAACGGCUGAACCCUUGCGAAAGUUAACCAGGACAACUACACCUUUUGUUUGGGGAAAUGAACAGGAUAAGGCGUUUCAAGAGCUUAAGAAUAAGAUGUCUACUGCUGAUUCUUUGGCUUAUUUUGAUAAGGAUGCAGAAACGUUGAUAAUCUCAGAUGCCAGUCCUGUGGGUCUGGGUGCAGUGCUUGUGCAAAAGCAACAAAAUGUAAUGAAAGUUGUGGCAUAUGCUAGUAGAUGUCUUUCUGACGUGGAAAGGCGGUAUUCUCAGACGGAGAAAGAAGCAUUAAGUAUAUAUCUUCCGGGUCCAGAAAACAUUGCGGACACAUUGUCUCGGUUGAUUCCAGUAAACUGUGAGUCGGGCGUAAAUGUAGCAGAAGAGUAUGUGACAUUCAUUGCAGAGAACGCAGUACCGAAUGCCAUGUCGAUUCAAGAGAUAGAAAAGGAGUCUGCGGUUGAUCAGGUCUUAUCCGUGGUCAGAGAAGCCAUCCUAAGUGGGAAUUUGAAGAAGCUGCCAAAAGAGUAUCGAAAUGUGGGAAAUGAAUUAACCGUUUUGGGGAAGUUAAUUCUUAGAGGUUCCAGGUUGGUUAUACCGAAAGUGUUGCGGAAUCGGGUCUUAGAUUUGGCACAUGAAGGCCAUCAGGGGAUAGUUAAAACUAAGCAGAGGAUCCGUUCUAUUAAAACUAAGCAGAGGAUCCGUUCUAAAGUUUGGUGGCCCAGAGUUGAUUGUGAAGUAGAAAGGAGAUGUAAAGUUUGCCAUGGGUGCCAGUUGGUUUCACAGAGUCCAUCUCCAGAACCUAUGAAGAGAACGGUGUUGCCGAAAGCACCCUGGCUGGACGUUGCUGCUGAUUUGUUGGGUCCAUUACCAGGAGGAGAAUAUCUGUUUGUUGUAGUUGACUAUUAUAGUCGAUACUUUGAAGUUGACAUUUUGAAGUCUAUUCUGUUUAGCAGCAUUAUAGAUAGUCUUGAUCGUAUGUUUGCGAUGCAUGGGAUUCCUGAAUCCAUGAAAACGGACAAUGGCCCACAAUUUGUUUCAGCACAAUUCAAGGAUUAUAUGAGAGCUAACAAUGUCAAGCAUGUUUUUUCCACUCCUUUGUGGCCCCAGGGAAAUGGUGAGGUUGAGAGACAAAAUCGUACUCUUCUAAAGUCAAUGAAGAUUGCUUGUGCAACUGGGGGAGAUUGGAAGAAAGAGCUGAAUAAAUUUUUGAUGGCGUACCGUAGUACUCCACAUACUGUCACAGGAGUAAGCCCAGCAAAGUUAAUGUUUGGAAGAGAGAUAAGAACUAAAGUUCCUUCUGUUAUGCAGGUGUUCCAACCGAAGUUGAAUGUCGAGCAAAGAGAUGCAAUGAUGAAAGAAAAGGGGAAAUUGUAUGGAGACCGUAGACGACUAGCGGCAGAUCGGAAUAUUGAGAUUGGUGACACAGUCCUUGUGAAAAAUUCGAAGCCGAAGAACAAGUUGUCGCCAGCAUUCAAAGAUGCGUUGUAUAAGGUAAAGGACAAGAUCGGAAACGAAGUUACAGUUGAGUCGGAAAAUGGAGUAACAUAUCGGAGAAAUUCUGCGCAUGUGAAGAGAUAUGAGAAUGAGGAGCAAACUAGUCAAGAUGAAGUAGCUGUUGAAGAAACCGAUCAAGAUGAAACAUUUGUUGAAGAAAUCGAGUCCAGCGGUCGUGACUGUGAAGUUUCGCCUCAAAACGGACAGCUAUCGCCUAGACCAAGAAGGCAGUGUCGGCCUCCUAAACGUUUUGAAUAUGUACAGAAUAUUCCAUUUGAAUGCCUGAAACUUCGUCGAGACUACCCAACAAUUAAAGCUGCUGCAAAAAAUGCAAAAGCUGUGCUACCAAAAGAACCAGACUUGCUUGUGGAAACAUACCUAAAUGGGAAACCACGUGAGAGGAAAGAGGAUGUUGUCUCGUGCAGACACAGUUGA